CAGCGCUGACUGACCGCUAUAGCUGCUGUCAACAAAUGCAGCUCGUCCACUUCCGACCGGCCGGCUCACUCUCUGGUUUCUCCCUGACUUUGGCUCUGCUUAUUUUUACUGCUCCACCCCACUAUCUCUGCUCAAGUUUGCUAUAGGACAGGAUGGCUUGCCGUCUUCUCCGGUGCCUGGCCCCCAUGGCCCCGCUUGUGUCCUUGGCAAUGCGCCAGCACAGAAGGUCCGCUAUGAGUGUGGGGCGGCUCCUAAAUGUCACUGCACCUGCUUCAUUAGGGACAUGCCGCACCAAGAAAACAUGGCCCAAAAGCUUCACUCAGGACGAGUUGAGGAAGCGCCUGACACCCAUGCAGUAUCACGUCACACAGGAGAAAGGCACAGAAAGUGCAUUUAGGGGAGAGUACACAGACCACAAAGAAGAUGGAACCUACACAUGUGUUGUCUGCGGUGCCUCUCUGUUCAUGUCAGAUAAGAAGUUUGACUCUGGCUCAGGAUGGCCAUCCUUUUUUGAUCUGGUCAAAGAGGACGCGAUAGCACUGAUGGAUGAUUUCUCCUAUGGCAUGCACAGAGUGGAGACUAGCUGUAGUCAGUGUGGUGCUCACCUAGGACAUCUCUUUGAUGACGGACCACGGCCAACUGGGAAGCGCUACUGCAUAAACUCCGCCUCCCUCAGCUUUCAGCCGAAAAACUCUGUUCCUGAAGGGCCAGAGCCGAGUGGCGCUGCAGGCCAAUCAGUAUCCUCCAGUAAGAGUGAGCUUUGAGAGGAACUUCUGAAGACCAAGCCUGUAUCAGACUGCUGAGACCCUUUGGAUAAAUCCCUUUAAAGUCACUUCUGGACUACCAGCUCCAGAUCAAGCCUGAUAUGUUUCAGGUGAGCCUAGCAAUAAUAAGACAAGUUUGUCCUUACCAGACGUCCAAACGUAAGGUACUCCAUGAACCAGAAAGCUAUUUAGUAGCAGUACGUAAACACCAUCAUUGGUUUUGGCUGAUCUGCCACAAGUUAACUGCCCAUCGGAAUACCCAUAUGCCUAAAUAUUAGAGAUGUCUGUAAACUGAAACUGCUCUCCCGGAGGUCUGACGUGCACUACUGCUUUUACCAUCCACCAGAGGUUCUGUAGUGUACGACUGAGACGUUUUCUUCACAACGAUAUAGUGGAACGCUCUUGCUUGGAAAUGAAUUAUAUAUGUGUACUUUCUCAGAGCGAUGUGUUGUUUUUGAAGUGAUAUUUGAUACCGGGAGGUCAUGGGUUUCAGGAAAAUGCUAUGCAAAGUGCUCCUGUGAGCGGUAAAAUAAGCACCAAGCGGAGAACAAAGCAUUCUUUCAAAUAAAAUGGAACAGAUGACAAAUGUUUAGUCUGAACACAAAUGUAGCCUGACUUUUAAGGGUGCUUUUUGUCUGUCUGAUCGCGGUGCCUCUUUUUCUGUUUGAGUUGAAUAUUGCUUUUUUUUUUUUUUUUUUGAGGGGGGUGGGUGGUUUUCUGAUUUACUGAUGAUGUUGAUGUGUUAUUAAAGAUUUAUUGAGUAUGGUUUGGCA
Pygocentrus nattereri (red-bellied piranha) is the source of this 1537-nucleotide messenger RNA. It is a transcript of the gene msrb3, whose product is annotated as methionine sulfoxide reductase B3. Gene Ontology annotation, cellular component: cytoplasm. The coding region runs from base 153 to 764 and encodes 203 amino acids. The record is from RefSeq and is a predicted model, not a curated record. Gene Ontology annotation, biological process: response to oxidative stress; protein repair. Lineage: Eukaryota; Metazoa; Chordata; Actinopteri; Characiformes; Serrasalmidae. The transcript is spliced from 7 exons. Gene Ontology annotation, molecular function: peptide-methionine (R)-S-oxide reductase activity.